Molecule: messenger RNA, 2148 nt
Organism: Cydia splendana
Lineage: Eukaryota; Metazoa; Arthropoda; Insecta; Lepidoptera; Tortricidae
Product: blood vessel epicardial substance-A-like
Exons: 9
Coding region: 236-1540 (434 amino acids)
Biological process (GO): skeletal muscle tissue development; heart development; regulation of membrane potential
Cellular component (GO): sarcolemma
Molecular function (GO): cAMP binding
Source: RefSeq, a predicted model, not a curated record
UAAUGAAAGCAGCGUUUUGUAGUCCGCUGGCAACACCGUCGCGACGGGCGCGGCGGCCGCGGGAGCGGGCAGUCAGUACGGCCGCUCCGCCGAGCCAGCGCCGAACGCGCGAUGCCCGCCCGCGCGCUCCCGUGUUGUGCUUUAUGAUGUGAUGCCCCGUGACCGCCACAAGUGGGCGGGACGCUCUCAGACACGGGGAGCUCUCAGCUAAGCGAAGUGGGUGACCGGUGUGGUGAUGGAGUUGGUAAUACUGAAGGCUCGAGCCCAACUGAAUCGUCUCGUGUCGGAGAAGCGGAGGCGAGGCGGGGGCGAGGGCGAGGGCGCGCGGCGGCGCCGGCGCAGCAUGACGCACGCGCCUCGCUCGCCCGCGCCCUUACUCGACGCCGCGGGCUACAACGCCUCGCUGUACAACGCGUCGCUCUACAACGCCUCGCGCUUCAACCUCACCUACGACGCUGACUACGACCAGCUGAACGGGAACGCCACGGACGACGAUAACCACUGGUUCUGUGCGAAGUGGACCAAUGCGCAGCAGGACUUGUUUCAGGCAGCGAAUCUCUGUUUCGCGAUCGCGUUCCUCGCGCCGAAGAGCUUCAAGCAGAGCAUCCUCGUGCUGCGCGCGCUCGCGUGCGCCGGUGCCGUGCUCAUGGGCAUGUGGGCCGGCGCUGAGGUGUGCGCGCCUGAUGUGCUGGCUUGGAGUCUGGCGUUGGUGUUCGUCAAUUCUGUACAUACAAUCUUCUUGAUUAUAAGGUUUCUUCCCCCAGCGCUCUCGCUGGAACUCACCGAGCUGUACCUCAAGCUCUUCAAGCCGCUUAAAGUGAACAAGAAGCACUUCCAAGAGCUGACGCGUGAGGCCAAGGUGCUGCGGCUGGAGCCGGGCGAGGCGUAUGCCGUGGAGGAUGUCACGCCCGCGGAUGAGAGGCUGUCUAUACUGCUGAAGGGGAAAAUGCGGGUCAGCUGUGACGAGACGCACCUGCACUUCAUUCAGCCGUACCAGUUCAUAGACUCGCCGGAGUGGGAGGCCAACCGCGAGCAAUCCGAUGACGUCUUCCAGGUGUCCGUGGUGGCUGAGGAGGUGUGCACGUGCGUGUGCUGGCCGCGCAUGCGCCUGGAGCGUGUGCUGCGGCACCGGCCGGCCCUCAAGGUCGUGCUCGACUGUCUCAUAGGAAAAGACAUAACCCUUAAGCUGUACUCAGUGAGCGAAGGCCUGGGCGCAGGGCCGUCAGACCGCGACGCUGAAACGGCGCAUUUGACGCGCUCGGCCAGCGUCGACGCUGUACAUGAGGGUACGCGCGGACGCCUGCGCAGCCUCGCGUGGCGUACGCGCUCCACCAGCAAGAGCAGCUCAUACUUCCAGCCAAUGGUGGCGCGCCAGUUCCUCAAGCAGUCGCCGUUCGGGCGCGGCGUGCCGCGGCUGCUCACGCAAGCAUCCUCGGCUAGCCUACAGCCGCCGCGCCCCCGCAGUCCGCCGCGGCGCGCGGCAUCCUUCCGCCGCGGCAGGGAGGUCAAGUUCGCCGAGGCGGCGCACGAGAUGGUGUGACAAGGGCCGCGGCCCCAGCAGGAGCUGGAGCCGCUGGUGACGCCUCACUCUUCGCCCCUCACACCCGCGCGGUACCCCUGACCGAGGAGCGAGCGAACGAUUAACACCACGGACUUUUAAAGGCUAUCACAGUGGAAUUGUGAGACAUUAUGUUAUAGAACAGACGGAAAUCUCUAUUUAUUUGUUAGAUUUUGCUUUUGAAGAUAUGCCCACGUUACCAGUAAAGUUUCACAUUCAGCUAACGUUAAUUAUUUGCUAUUCAGAUCAUUGAAAUGUUAUUACUACGUAUAGAACUGGCACAGAGAACCAGUACUUUGCGCCACGAGUUGUUGUCGCCCGACAACCAACUACGGAAGCGGAGCGUGAAUCUCGCAACCUAAACGCGUAAGCGCCGUGAAUUGUGUGUGCGUGUGUUUGUCACGUGGUACAGGUUGCGAUUGGUAUGGCUUCUCUAUAGUAAUAAUAAUUCAAUGAUUCAGAUAAAUGUUAGUUGAACAUGAGAGCGUACUGGUGUGUGGCUGGUUUGAAUGACUGAUCUAUAUUAACUGUAGUCAUUUUGGUUAUACAUUAUGUAGAUGCCAAGUUGAUUUUACGAGCAGAUACGUUUA